UGUCAUGUCCUUCGCGGGGACACCGAUUUUGACUCAAAAGAAAACAUUUAGACGCCCUUGAUAUGAACGGCAAAAGUACCCACACAUGCAAUCCAGAUGAGAGAUGCUUUGGGUCACUAUAAAUGGGGCGAGAAAUUUGAUGAAAAGCGUUUCGAAGAGGAGCAGCAGCACAGGAGACACAAGAUGCCAACAGAGGUGGUGGUGUUCACCGUGGUAGCUGCCCUACUCAUGUUGGUGUUAGUGCUCCUGCAAACUUUCUUCAAAUCUGCACCAAGAAAUGACUCUCAGUGUACCAAAGGAAAGACUCCACCAGGCCCUGCAAGCAGUUUCCUUAUAGGCAACAUGAUGGAGUUAACUCACGACCAUCUGCCAAUUCACUUAACCCAACUAGCACAGCGCUACGGACACAUCUACCAACUUAAAUGUGGAAACACUUGCAUGGUGGUUCUGAACAGCACUGAGGUCAUAAGAGAGGCUUUGGUGAAGAAAUGGUCAGACUUUGCAGGGAGGCCCCUUUCAUUCACAGGAGAUGUCGUGUCUGGUGGAGGGCGCUCCAUUUCUCUGGGAGACUACAACGAUGAGUGGCGAGCCCAUCGCCGCCUGGUCCAUGGCGCUUUGCUGCGAUGCUGCCAUGAUUCCUUGCACGGGGUGAUUGAAAAGCAAGGGAUGCAUCUCUGCAAAGUUCUGAAGGCCUAUCAAGGCAGUGCCGUUGAUCUCUCUGAUGAUUUCACAGUGGCAGCCAGUAAUGUGAUCACCACAUUGACUUUUGGAAAGGAAUAUGACAAGAGUUCUUCAGAGCUGCAGGAAUUACACAACUGUCUGAAUGAGAUUGUCGCUCUAUGGGGCUCCUGUUGGAUUUCCGCCCUGGACUCCUUCCCUUUGCUGAGAAAAUUACCCAACCCUGUUUUCUCCCAUCUCAUGCAAGAGGUGACUAAGAGAGACAACAUCAUACGCAAACACCUCAAGGACUACAAGUCACAAGACAACAAACCCGAAAGCACCAUCACAGGCUACUUCCUCCAGGGACUCGAUACGAAGAAUGGAGUGCUGCUGACGGACACUCAUGUUCACAUGGCCACUGUAGACCUGCUCAUUGGAGGAACGGAGACCACAGCGGCCUUGCUCAACUGGACUAUAGCAUUCCUUUUGCACCGACCAGAGGUCCAGAAUCAGGUGUAUGAGGAGCUGUGCAGUGUACCAGAGGGUCACUAUCCCAAAUAUAGCGAGAGGCACAAACUUCCCGUCCUAAGUGCGCUCAUCAACGAAGUGCUCCGACUCAGGCCUGUCGCUCCUCUGGCCGUACCGCACAGAGCCGUCCGAGACAGCAGUAUCGCAGGUUAUUACAUCCCCAAGAACACAGUGAUCAUCCCAAAUCUUUUUGGAGCUCAUCAUGAUCCUUCAGUCUGGACUGAGCCAGACAGCUUCAAACCAGAGCGUUUCCUGGAGGGAGGAGGGGCCUCCCCGAGAGCUCUGAUUCCCUUUGGAGGGGGGGCUCGUCUCUGUCUGGGGGAGUCAGUUGCCAAAAUGGAGCUUUUUCUCUUUACGGCCUAUUUGCUGAGAGAUUUUCACUUCUUUCCCACUGAUGCCUGUCUGCCCGACCUGAGGGGCGUUGCGAGUGUUGUACUCAAGGUCAAGGCAUACAAAGUUAUUGCAUGCCCACGACCUGUUCACGAUAACUAAAGUCUUGAACUAUUUAUGUGGCUUUAAAUUGUGAAAUGUCCAAUAAUUGAGGAUUACACACUUGCCGACUAGAACAGAUUGAACAAAUCCGCAUCCUUCACUUUUGAGGAUUUUUCUGUUUGUUUGUUUCUACUGUAAUUAUUAUUGCAGUACCAUUAAAUUUGAUCAAUGCAAAUGUUUAUUUCAUUAAGAAACGUGGUUCUG
Hippocampus comes (tiger tail seahorse) is the source of this 1884-nucleotide messenger RNA. It is a transcript of the gene cyp21a2, whose product is annotated as cytochrome P450, family 21, subfamily A, polypeptide 2. The record is from RefSeq and is a predicted model, not a curated record. Gene Ontology annotation, biological process: hormone biosynthetic process; progesterone metabolic process. Gene Ontology annotation, molecular function: iron ion binding; heme binding; steroid 17-alpha-monooxygenase activity. The transcript has 12 exons. Lineage: Eukaryota; Metazoa; Chordata; Actinopteri; Syngnathiformes; Syngnathidae. Bases 97 to 1680 code for a protein of 527 amino acids.